AUGGAUACUCAAAACGUGGAGCCGGCAAUUGUCUAUGAAUGGAUCAUUAAGUUGGUUUCUGACACCAACAGAGAACAGGCUCUGGUGGAAUUGUCAAAAAAACGAGAACAAUAUGACGAUCUGGCGCUUAUUUUGUGGCAUGCAUACGGCGUGAUGACUGCUUUACUACAAGAAAUUAUAAGCAUUUACCCAAUGUUAAAUCCGCCCACCCUUACGGGCCCUACCUCAAACCGUGUUUGUAAUGCUCUUGCGUUGCUUCAGUGCAUUGCUUCUCAUCCAGAUACACGAAUUCCGUUUCUGAAUGCCCAUGUUACUCUCUUUCUAUACCCCUUUCUCAACACGACCGCAAAAAGCAAGCCCUUCGAAUACUUGCGACUGACAAGUCUCGGCGUAAUUGGCGCUCUCGUAAAGAAUGAGUCGCCUGAUGUAAUUAAUUUCCUGCUGUCGACCGAGAUUAUUCCAUUGUGCCUCCGAAUUAUGGAAAGCGGUUCAGAGCUUUCCAAGACGGUGGCCAUCUUCAUUGUUCAAAAGUUUCUAUGUGAUGACGUUGGCUUGCAAUACAUCUGCCAGACCUACGAGCGUUUCUACGCCGUUGCGACUGUUCUCAACAACAUGGUCAUGCAGCUUGUUGACUCGUUUGCUUUCCGGCUGCUAAAACACGUUAUCCGCUGUUAUCUGCGUCUCAGCGACAAUCCCAGAGCUCGAGAAGCUCUUCGUCAUUGCCUUCCCGAACCUCUACGUGACGCUACCUUCGCUCAGGUGUUGAAGGAUGACCAUGUAACCAAAAAAUGUCUUGCCCAGCUGCUCAUCAAUCUUUCAGACGUGGGUGUGGUAGACCACUAG
This is a messenger RNA of Schizosaccharomyces japonicus yFS275, 843 nucleotides long. RefSeq names its product RNA-binding protein. Gene Ontology annotation, biological process: positive regulation of transcription elongation by RNA polymerase II; nuclear-transcribed mRNA poly(A) tail shortening; mRNA catabolic process. Gene Ontology annotation, cellular component: CCR4-NOT core complex; Mei2 nuclear dot complex; CCR4-NOT complex. The record is from RefSeq and is a predicted model, not a curated record. The transcript has a single exon. Lineage: Eukaryota; Fungi; Ascomycota; Schizosaccharomycetes; Schizosaccharomycetales; Schizosaccharomycetaceae. The coding region runs from base 1 to 843 and encodes 280 amino acids.